CCUCACCCCGUGGGCAGGGGGUGGGGGUCUGUCCCAGAGCAGGGUGGAGGGUAAGGAGUGAUGGCAGAGGCUGUGGGGCUGGAGCAGCCCGGCCUGGACAGGGCAGGCGGGGAGGAAUUCCUGCAGGAAGCCAUGAGGGUGCUGCUGGACGAGGCCGUCAGGAAGGCGACGGACGUGGCCGAGAAAGUCUGUGAGUGGAAGGAGCCGCAGGAGCUGCGGGAGCUGCUGGACCUGGAGCUGCGGGACACCGGGGAGCCACCAGGGAGGCUGCUGGAGCGCUGCCAGGACGUCAUCCACUACAGCGUCAAAACCAGCCACCCUCGCUUCUUCAACCAGCUCUUCUCGGGCCUGGACCACCAUGCGCUGGCCGGUCGCCUCAUCACCGAGACCCUCAACACCAGCCAAUACACGUACGAGAUCGCGCCAGUGUUUGUGCUGAUGGAGGAGGUGGUGCUGGCCAAGCUGCGGGCGCUGGUGGGAUGGAGCACUGGGGAUGGCAUCUUCGCCCCAGGAGGCUCCAUGUCCAACAUGUACGCCAUGAACGUGGCUCGUUUCCACCGCUUCCCCCAGAGCCGGCAGGACGGUAACUGGGCUCUGCCUCGUCUCACCGCCUUCACGUCCCGGGAGAGCCACUACUCCAUCCAGAAAGGAGCUGCCUUCCUGGGCAUUGGCACUGCCAACGUCUGCCUGGUGGCCAGCGACACGAGGGGGAAGAUGAUCCCCGAGGAGCUGGAGAAGGAGAUCCAGAGGGUGAAAGCUGAGGGCUCGCAGCCGUUCUUCGUCUGUGCCACCUGCGGCACCACCGUCCUGGGCGCCUUCGACCCGCUGGGCAGCAUCGCCGACAUCUGCCAGCGCCACGGCCUCUGGCUGCACGUGGAUGCAGCGUGGGGCGGCAGCGCUCUGCUCUCCGCCAAGCACCGGCACCUCCUGGCCGGCAUCGAGAGGGCCGACUCAGUGGCCUGGAACCCCCACAAGAUGCUGACGGUGGGUUUGCAGUGUUCCGCCUUCCUGCUCCGCGACGCCUCCGGCCUCCUCCAGCGCUGCCAUGGGGCUGGUGCCACGUACCUCUUCCAAGCUGACAAGUUUUAUGACGUGGCCUACGACACGGGGGACAAGACCCCGCAGUGCGGCCGCCGUGUUGACUGCCUCAAGCUCUGGCUGCUCUGGAAAGCCAUUGGCACCCAGGGGCUGGCACAGCGUGUCCAACGGGCCUUUGCCUGCACCCAGUACUUGGCUGAGGAGGUGAAGAGGAGAGAGGGUUUCCAGCUGGUGCUGGAGCCCGAGUUCAUCAACCUCUGCUUCUGGUUCGUGCCCCCUAGCCUGCGGGGCAGGGAGGGCUCCCCUGAUUACUGGCCCAGGCUGGAGAAGGUGGCUCCUGCCAUCAAGGAGAGGAUGAUGAGGAGGGGCUCCAUGAUGGUGGGCUACCAGCCCCACGGCACCAAGGUCAACUUCUUCCGGCAGAUCGUCACCAGCCCUGCCGUCACCAAAGCAGACCUGGAUUUCUUCCUGGAUGAGAUUGAGAGGCUGGGGCAGGAUCUGUGAGGGACUGGGGGGUCUGAGGGAACCCCUCACCUGUCCAGCCCCAGGGAACGGGGGACACAGGCUGCUUUUGCUUUCAAGAAGAGCCAGGCGCUGGGUGGAAUAA
Molecule: messenger RNA, 1645 nt
Organism: Colius striatus (speckled mousebird)
Lineage: Eukaryota; Metazoa; Chordata; Aves; Coliiformes; Coliidae
Gene: CSAD
Product: cysteine sulfinic acid decarboxylase
Exons: 14
Coding region: 61-1542 (493 amino acids)
Biological process (GO): carboxylic acid metabolic process
Cellular component (GO): cytoplasm
Molecular function (GO): pyridoxal phosphate binding; sulfinoalanine decarboxylase activity
Source: RefSeq, a predicted model, not a curated record